AUUGGAAAUACAGGAGGCAUGAUGGACAAUAUUAUUUCUUCCAAGUUAUAUCGUCCAGGUUCUGUAUCCUAUGUUUCAAAAUCCGGUGGAAUGUCCAACGAGUUGAAUAAUAUCAUAUCUAGGACUACUAAUGGUGUAUAUGAAGGCGUAGCUAUAGGUGGUGAUAGAUACCCUGGUUCCACCUUUAUUGAUCAUUUGUUACGUUUUGAAAGUGAUCCAAAUUGUAAGAUAUUGGUCUUGUUAGGAGAGGUUGGAGGUGUGGAAGAAUAUAGAGUAUGUGAAGCUAUCAAAGACGGGCGUAUCAAAAAGCCAUUAAUAGCAUGGUGCAUCGGAACUUGUGCCAUGAUGUUUUCAACAGAAGUUCAAUUUGGGCAUGCUGGUGCUAUGGCUCAGUCUAAUUUAGAAACAGCAAACGCAAAAAACAUUGCGCUCAGAAAUGCAGGUGCCAUCGUUCCAGAAACAUUUGAAAAAUUGCCUUUGGCAUUACGUGAUGUCUAUCAAAAACUUUUAUCCGAAGGUACAAUCGUACCUGCACCUGAACCGGAAGUUCCAAAGGUACCCAUUGAUUAUACUUGGGCACAGGAACUUGGAUUGGUUCGUAAACCCGCAAGUUUCAUGUCUACCAUAUGCGAUGAUCGUGGACAAGAAUUGUUGUAUGCUGGAAUGAGAAUAUCUGAUGUGUUUAAAGAAAACAUUGGAAUCGGUGGUGUUUUAAGCUUGCUUUGGUUUAAACGACGACUUCCUGACUAUGCAUGCCGAUUUAUCGAAAUGAUACUCAUGUUGACAGCUGAUCAUGGACCCGCUGUAUCUGGUGCACACAAUACAAUUGUUACUGCUCGUGCCGGAAAAGAUCUUAUAUCAAGUUUGUGCACUGGACUUUUAACAAUUGGAGAUCGAUUUGGAGGUGCACUCGAUGGUGCCGCAGAGAUGUUUACUGACGCUUAUGACAAAAGCUUGACUCCUCGUGAAUUCGUUAAUUCAAUGCGAAAGCAAAACAAACUCAUUCUCGGUAUAGGACAUAAGGUCAAAUCACGUAAUAACCCAGACUUUCGCGUCGAAAUAAUAAAGGAAUUUGCCAGAAAUAACUUUCCAUCUACAAAGUUACUGGAUUAUGCUUUAGCCGUUGAAGAAAUAACAACAGCGAAAAAAGAUUCACUAAUUCUUAAUCUUGAUGGUGCCAUCGCAGUUUGUUUCGUUGACAUGUUACGUGAAUCAGGUGCAUUUAGUAGAGAAGAAGCGGAAGAAUAUAUUAAGAUUGGUGCCUUAAACGGAUUAUUUGUAUUAGGUAGAAGCAUAGGUUUCACCGGUCAUUAUCUUGAUCAACGUCGACUUAAACAAGGACUUUAUCGACAUCCAUGGGAUGAUAUUUCUUAUUUGGUGCCAGGUGUGGAAACUGGACGUACAUUUGUUAGUCAAGACAAAGUUACAGAAAAGGGCGUAUGA
Racocetra persica is the source of this 1443-nucleotide messenger RNA. The record is from the annotation of a GenBank genome assembly. Lineage: Eukaryota; Fungi; Glomeromycota; Glomeromycetes; Diversisporales; Gigasporaceae.